Molecule: messenger RNA, 495 nt
Organism: Symbiodinium sp. CCMP2592
Lineage: Eukaryota; Dinophyceae; Suessiales; Symbiodiniaceae
Source: the annotation of a GenBank genome assembly
AUGGCUUCCCAGAGUCGUUCCUUGCCAGUGCUUGCGGCCGCUGCAUGCUGCGUGGCUCUGCUUCGCAGCCUCUGGACACCAAGCCAGCCGAGCUUUGUGUCUCAGCAGAGCGUGCACAUGGGCUGCAAGGCCUUGUCGGGUGGUGCCUUUGUCUCCGGCAAUGUGCCAGCGAUCGUUAACACUGUUCCGGCUCGCCCGGGUGUGCCUGCCCACUUCAAGGUGACACUGGAGACUCCUGAUGGCACCGAAUCUUUCGAGUGUCCUGAAGACGUGUACAUCUUGGACCAGGCUGAGGAGGAGGGGCUUGAGCUGCCCUACUCCUGCCGCGCAGGCUCUUGCUCCAGCUGUGCUGGCAAGGUCUUGGAGGGCGAAAUCGACCAGAGUGACCAGGCAUUCUUGGACGAUGACCAGAUGGGCGAUGGCUUUUGCCUGACUUGUGUGACGUACGCCACCUCCGACGUCACCAUCAAGACACACUGCGAGGAUGAGUUGUGA